Molecule: messenger RNA, 4897 nt
Organism: Chelmon rostratus (copperband butterflyfish)
Lineage: Eukaryota; Metazoa; Chordata; Actinopteri; Chaetodontiformes; Chaetodontidae
Product: S-adenosylhomocysteine hydrolase-like protein 1
Exons: 17
Coding region: 277-1929 (550 amino acids)
Biological process (GO): L-methionine cycle
Cellular component (GO): cytosol
Source: RefSeq, a predicted model, not a curated record
CCAGCAGGGGACCAGCACGGCUUCACUCAACGCUACGUAACAGACAACACACCAUAUCUGUCAGCGCCAACCCGCAGUGGAGCAAGCUCAGGCAUUUACUCAACUGUUGCGUUUACUGUCGGGUUUUACAUGUGCAGGAUUUGAAAGCGUCUCUCGCUCGCGGAGCAGUGUGCUAGCAGCGCGAGGGUAUCACUAGCGUUAGCGUGUGACGUGACCGCCAGAGAAGGCUCAACGGUUGUAUUUCUGACCGGCUAACGUUAGACAGCCACCGUCAACAUGUCGGAUCCGGUUGGGGAGGCGAAGCUGGAAGUGAAACAGGCGAGCAAGGAGGCGAAAGAGAGCGAAAACGUAGCGGAAAAAUACUCAGCCAUGACCGUAAGCAAGAACAGCGAAAUGAACAUGGGAGAGUUGUCGUCCGCCUUCAGCGCUGUGCCCACUCACAAGCCAGUUAAAAAGCAAAUCCAGUUUGUGGAGGACAAGCAGGAGUUCAGCAGGUUCCCCACUAAGGCGGGCCGUCGGUCCCUGUCCCGCUCCAUCUCCCAGUCGUCCACAGACAGCUACAGCUCCGCUGCGUCCUACACGGACAGCUCUGACGAUGAGACCUCACCACGGGACAAAACUCAGGUCAACUCCAAGGGCAGCAGUGACUUCUGUGUCAAGAACAUCAAACAGGCUGAAUUUGGCAGACGUGAGAUAGAGAUCGCAGAGCAAGAUAUGUCGGCGCUGAUCUCACUCAGGAAGAGAGCACAGAGUGAGAAACCAUUGGCAGGUGCCAAAAUUGUGGGCUGCACUCACAUCACUGCCCAGACUGCAGUGCUGAUUGAAACUCUGGUGGCUCUUGGGGCCCAGUGCCGCUGGACUGCAUGUAACAUAUACUCUACACAGAAUGAAGUGGCUGCUGCUCUGUCAGAGGCUGGUGUGGCUGUGUUUGCCUGGAAAGGAGAGUCUGAGGAUGAUUUCUGGUGGUGUAUUGACCGCUGCAUCAACACUGAGGGUUGGCAGCCCAACAUGAUCCUUGAUGAUGGAGGAGACUUGACACACUGGAUGUACAAGAAAUACCCCAAUGUAUUCAAGAAGAUUAGAGGCAUAGUAGAGGAGAGUGUCACUGGGGUUCACAGGUUGUAUCAGCUGUCUAAAGCUGGAAAACUGUGUGUGCCUGCUAUGAAUGUAAAUGACUCUGUGACAAAGCAGAAGUUUGACAACCUGUACUGCUGCAGAGAGUCAAUCCUGGACGGCUUGAAGAGAACCACAGAUGUCAUGUUCGGUGGAAAACAGGUGGUCGUAUGUGGGUACGGUGAGGUUGGGAAAGGUUGCUGUGCUGCUCUGAAAGCUCUGGGAGCCAUCGUUUAUGUAACAGAGAUCGAUCCCAUCUGUGGGCUGCAGGCCUGCAUGGAUGGAUUCAGGGUGGUCAAGCUGAACGAGGUCAUUCGCCAGGUUGAUGUCAUCAUCACAUGCACUGGGAACAAGAAUGUGGUGACCAGGGACCAGCUGGACCGGAUGAAAAAUGGCUCUAUUGUCUGCAACAUGGGCCACUCCAACACUGAGAUUGAUGUGGCAAGUCUUCGGACCCCUGAGCUGACCUGGGAGAGGGUGCGCUCUCAGGUGGAUCAUGUCAUUUGGCCUGACGGCAAGAGGGUUAUCCUUCUGGCUGAGGGACGUCUCCUUAACCUCAGCUGCUCCACCGUCCCUACCUUUGUCUUAUCCAUCACAGCCACCACUCAGGCCCUGGCACUCAUAGAGUUGUACAAUGCUCCCGAGGGACGAUACAAGCAGGAUGUUUACUUGCUUCCCAAGAAGAUGGAUGAAUAUGUCGCCAGCCUGCAUCUGGCCACUUUUGAGGCCCACUUGACAGAGCUUUCUGAUGAGCAGGCAAAGUACCUGGGCCUGAAUAAGAAUGGUCCUUUUAAACCCAACUACUACAGGUAUUAGUCCACAGGGGAACCACACCUCAUCACUCCUAAAUGUGGACGGUACCCAACAUCAUCCAUCCCCAAGACAAAGACAGAUUUAUGUAUAUUUUAUUUUAUAUUCUGCAGCUUCUGCAGAUGCACAGCUUAUAUUUAGUUGUGUUUUACGGGCCACAGCAAGUUUCUCUUCUCUUGCUGCUUCCUGCAGAACUGCACAUGGCACCCUGCUGGCUAUGAUAAGUCAGUGUAACCACAGCACUUAUAUCUGUUAUAUUAUACUAUAUACAUAUAUAUAUAUAUAUAUAUAUAUACUUAUAUUCUGGUUCCAUCUCUUUCCAAACCUGUUGUCUCCUUGGUUAUUUUUGAGUUCUGGUAGAUAUUAAAUAAUGUAUCAAUAUAUUGUGCCAAAUGACUGUGACGGGAAGGGUUGCAGUUGUUGUGGAAAUGUUAAUGGUUGUGGAAUCAGUUAAACCUGCACUAAGCGAUACUUUUGAUAAAAAGCAUAGUUUUAAAAUUCACCAUGCAAUUCUUAAAGGUCACUCGAAAUUCCCAACCCACAAAACUUUGCCACUGUUAGCUCUUUUUGGCUCUCUCACCAACCACCUGUACGAAACCAAUUGCAGCCAUUUUCAGAAAGAAAAGCUUAGACAAGCCUUCAAAAUGACACAGAGCUGAUGUAAACUUCUGGCUGCUGAAGGAAGUCCAGAUGUGUUUCUCAGGAGUAGGUGGACCAAAUCAGAGCUAAAAGGCCAGUGAAUAUUGGACUCAAAUUUAUCACUUGAACAGAAAUCUGACUCCAGUUAGAUGUUGUGUGUCUGCUGGAUGUUAAAGUAGGCAAUUGUUUGCUUACAAAUGAGCCAUAACAGCUUUACACUCUGCUUGUAAAUCAGGACUGAAUGUCUGUGUGGGUUUUGUUUUGGAGUCUUUCUGCCCCCUAGUGGUCAACAAUCACUUGAUGCAGCUUUAAAAUUUUUUGUUCUGCUUUGAUGUGGCAGCACUCACUUACUUCAUACAUUCCAUCCAUAAAAUACAGACGAAAUGUUGUCUGUAGUACCAUCCACAUUACUGCUAACCUCUGGCAGAUCUGGGCAAAAAAGCAACUUCAGUACUUUUUGACUAUAGCAAACAGUAGAAGGGAGCUUGGCAUUAAUUUUCUUGGAAAGAUGUGUCCACUAAUGACAUUUUGGUGUCUGGUAAGAAUCGUAUCUGCACCUCAGGUCAUUCUGAUAUCUAAGAUUAUUUGUAAAUAUAUUUUUACCAGAUCAGCACUCACUGACCAUAGUAGCCAGACUAUGUCAUCCUCAUGAAGUUAUUAUUUACAGUAGAACUAUAAAAUAGCUUUAGAGAUUUUGAUACUCUGUGAUCAAAAUCAUCUGCAAGUCAUCUGCAGCUAUGUAUAUUCUGUGCAAAGCUAACUCAAGUCACAGACUACAUGUUGAACAGUGUUACAUAGGUUUAUGUUGUAUAUGCAACAGCCUCUGAUCAUCUGAUCACAUAGUGGUAUUUGCUGAAGUGCAACAUUGAGUUUAUUGUUAGAUUUGUCACAAGACUCUGAUCUUGUGUUAGUUAGAUGAGUUUGUUUUUUUUCUGUUGAAGACCAUUUCAACAGAAAAAUAAACAUCCAAAUGCUCUCGGCCUAAACACAACACAUCACACACUUUUUUUUGUCUGCAUAUUUACCUAGACAGAUUUAUUAGCUUUACCUUCUGUGUUAUCUUGUGGUACUGCACCAUUAUAGCUAUUCUAAUAACACAGUGUUUGGUUUCCAUUGUUCCAAAGGCUUACGCACUGUUUUGUGAGGCUGUUAAGCUUUUUAUGUCACUUUUUCUUCUCUAUAGUCACUUGUAAUUUUUCUAAAUUAGUGGCAACAUUUGAUGGCUUAGUUUAGUGAUUUUUUUAAAAAAAUUGAAACAAUUUAGUGUGCAGGUAGUUGUGUCUUGCUGAAUUCUAAGCUCUUCAACACAUUUCAGCAUGCUGUAUUUCAUGCUGGUGCUCUGUGGGCUGGUGGUUUUAAUCUGAACAUUUGACAGUAUUACUGUCCCUACCACAAAACUUAAACUUUAUCUACAGUUACAGGUAAUGCCUGUAUUUAAUUUUUGCAGUAAUUUGGGUUGUUUUUAAUUAGUUGAUUGUUGUCACUCACUCCUGCUGUUAAAUUGUAUAGUAGCCUAUGUUAUGCUACUAUGAAGUGCUUUAAUCUUUGCACGAGCAGCUUUAAGGACAUCAGAGCCGAGGACAUUCAGUGAGGACAUCAUUGUCAGCAAGUUGAGCACUGUAACCAUGGUUACUGGUCAGUUGACAGUGCCUUGUGACUCACAUAGUAAUUUAUAUUCACAUGAACAACUGUGUUUUAAUGCCCAUUGCUGUUUCUUCUGCAAUAUACAGUUAGAGCUAUGCAGUUUUGUUCUGUCAAAAAUUAUUCUACUUCUGCAAUGGUGGAGUUGUUAAAUCAGUGUUUCACAUCACUCAAAAAUAUGCAUUACUGUAAGCUGACAAACAGUUUUAGACAUUAGUAGGCAACAUUUUAUGUUCGGUUGUACUUACAGUAUACACUUUAUACACUGAUUUUAAUGUAAAUGUUCCAUCCCAGUUUUAUUUCUUGUAACGAUCAAACAUUUAGAUGACUUACAUUGAUCUUUUCACAGCACUUAAGAAUGCCUUUUAUAAUGAAUUCCUUUUGUUUUAACUGAUAAGUGAUUUUACCCUAGAUUUAGCUCUAUUAUAGACACAAAUGAAUGUGUUAUUACUGGAGCAAACAGCUUGACUCUUGUCAAAUUUAAAUAAAACAUACCACUGUGAUUUGACAGUUGUGCACUGUUUCUGGUGAAGUUUUUGAUGUGGAGACACAGUUAUGUAAAUUAUAUAUUAGUUAUAAAGUAUAGGCCUAUAUUUUCAACACUGUCUGUAGUUUAGUUUUAAGAACACAAUUUUACCAGUAUGUACCCUGUUGAAUUUAUGUGCACUGUUCCCUUUAAUAAACUGCUAUUUGA